UCCUCCUAGAGAAUUCUGAGAAGGUUAUGAGAACCCUGUUCCGGUUUUUGUUUCCCCUCUGGCCCCGCUGCCGUCAGUGUAGUGUAUCGUUCACCGCAAGAGAAAAAUUGAUAUAGUGUUACAAUUUGCUGGCUUAAUUACUUUAUAUCCCUUCAAACAAGGGCAUCAGUAAUAUAGUCAUCUCAAAUCAUCAACAAUGUCCGUCGACAAGGAGGAACUGGUGCAACGCGCCAAGCUUGCGGAGCAGGCUGAGCGAUACGACGACAUGGCGGCCGCGAUGAAGGAAGUCACCGAAACCGGCGUCGAGCUCAGCAAUGAGGAAAGAAAUUUACUAUCUGUCGCCUACAAGAACGUCGUCGGCGCUCGACGGUCAUCAUGGCGAGUCAUAUCCUCCAUCGAACAGAAGACCGAAGGUUCGGAAAGAAAACAACAGAUGGCGAAAGAAUAUAGGGUUAAAGUAGAAAAGGAACUCAGAGAAAUCUGCUACGAUGUCCUGGGUUUACUGGACAAACACCUUAUCCCUAAAGCUAGCAAUCCAGAAAGUAAAGUAUUUUACCUUAAAAUGAAGGGAGAUUACUACAGGUACCUAGCAGAAGUGGCCACAGGAGAAACCAGAAAUUCCGUCGUGGAGGACUCACAGAAGGCCUACCAGGAGGCGUUCGAUAUUGCCAAGGCUAAAAUGCAACCCACCCAUCCCAUCAGGCUCGGUCUCGCGCUCAACUUUUCCGUAUUUUAUUACGAAAUUAUCAACUCCCCUGCGAGGGCGUGUCACUUAGCGAAACAGGCGUUCGACGACGCGAUCGCUGAGUUGGACACCCUGAACGAGGACUCGUACAAGGACUCGACGCUGAUCAUGCAGCUGCUGCGGGACAACCUGACCUUGUGGACGUCGGACACCCAGGGCGACGGCGACGAGCCGGCCGAGGGCGGCGACAACUAACGCCGCGGGGCCCCUACUCACGCAUUUGUUCUCAUCGGUGUUUUAUAAGAAAACGAGUAACAUUCGAGAACGUGUCGCGGCGUCCACCACGCGCCCGCCGCGAGCCGUCGCUUGUAAAAAAAAUGUUAAAAAUGUCGUUCGCAGCGGACCUUCGCGUUCCGUCUAAAAUUAAAUGUUAUGUGUCAUCUUUGACGGUUUUGUAUUUCUGUAUUUACACUGGAUUACAGAUAUCGAGCUGACCUGAUGAAUAUAAAUAUUUAUAACUUAAGUUAUUAAAAUUACGGUUUCUUAAGUUAAAA
Messenger RNA from Danaus plexippus (monarch butterfly), 1239 nucleotides. RefSeq names its product 14-3-3 protein zeta (gene 14-3-3zeta). The record is from RefSeq and is a predicted model, not a curated record. Gene Ontology annotation, cellular component: cytoplasm. Bases 197 to 940 code for a protein of 247 amino acids. Gene Ontology annotation, biological process: signal transduction. The transcript is spliced from 5 exons. NCBI's taxonomy places the organism in Eukaryota, Metazoa, Arthropoda, Insecta, Lepidoptera, Nymphalidae.